AUUAAAUUCUGUUUUUCCUUUCGUUCAAAGUACCAGGCUGUUUAAAGGGGGUUCAAUUUAUUUAGGAUAAUGAUUUGAUUACUGACUAGAAAAAUAAUUCAGAAGUAAUGCAAGCAUUUCCUAUUAAAUGUGUUGUUGUUGGAGAUGGGAACGUUGGGAAAACAUGUCUUCUAAUGAGUUAUACACAGGAUGCGUUUCCGGGGGAAUACAUACCCACAGUCUUUGAUCAUUACCAAGCUAAUGUAAUGGUAGAUGGACGAGUAUGUUCACUGACGCUAUGGGAUACAGCGGGACAAGAAGAUUAUGAUAGACUCAGACCUCUGUCCUAUCCUCUCACUGAUGUAUUUCUCUUGUGUUUCUCUUUAGUGAGGCGAGACAGUUUUUCAAAUAUAUUACAAAAGUGGUAUCCAGAGAUCAAACACCAUUGCCCCGAGCCUCCUGUCGUAUUAGUAGGAACAAAAGAAGACCUGAGAGAGCAGGGUGGACAAGACAAUGGAUAUAAAGGCUAUGUGACAACAUCUGAGGGAGCUAGUUUAGCCAAGCAAAUUGAUGCAUUUAAAUAUUUAGAAUGUUCAGCAAAGACUCAGAAAGGUGUAAAAUUUGUUUUUGAUGAAGCUAUUAAAGCAGUUUUCAACCCAAAGAAACCGAAAAAGAAAGGAAAGAAGAGAUGUCUGUUGUUAAAAAUGCAGGCUAUAAAAUGUGUGGUAGUCGGGGACGGAGCCGUGGGAAAGACAUGUCUUCUUAUAAGUUACACAACAAACGCUUUCCCGGGAGAAUAUAUUCCUACAGUAUUUGACAACUAUUCUGCUAAUGUUAUGGUUGAUGGUAAACCUAUCAAUCUUGGACUCUGGGAUACAGCCGGCCAGGAGGACUAUGACAGACUCAGACCCCUGUCCUACCCACAAACCGAUGUCUUCCUUAUUUGCUUUUCACUGAUUAGCCCGGCAAGUUUCGAAAAUGUACGGGCGAAGUGGUAUCCCGAGGUAAACCAUCAUUGUCCCGACACGCCCAUCAUACUAGUUGGUACCAAGCUCGAUCUGAGGGAUGAUAAAGAUACUGUAGAAAAAUUACGAGACAAGAAACUAGCACCAUUGACUUACCCACAGGGUCUCGCAUUGGCUAAAGAAAUAAAUGCUGUGAAAUACCUGGAAUGUUCAGCGUUAACACAGAAAGGGCUAAAGACUGUUUUCGACGAAGCCAUACGAGCGGUUCUUUGUCCACGACAGAAAAAGAAACCAAAGGGAAGCGGAUGUCUACUAAUAUAAACGUUUAAAGAAUGUAUACAUGCUAUUAAAAAGUACCACUAAAAAUCAUCCAUGUUUAAAGUGUUAAAAUGUAACGUAAACUACGAAUAUGUCUCGAUAAGAACAUGUAAUAACUUUAUUCCAUGUCCACCGUAACAAAAUCUUAACGUGGUGUAUCGUUCCACUGCAUUGCAACCAUUGAAUAUUUCAAAGUUUUCAUUAUAAACGCUUUUAGUCGAUUGUGCGACAUUGUGAGUUUACCAGAGCAAAAUAUUUGAAGUUCGUGUAUUAACACAAUUAAUUAUGCUGCAACAUAAACAAUAUAUUACCCUAAUGCGAAGAAAAUAGAUGUUACUCGACAAAUGUGGGUUUUCCCGUCUUAUCCCGUGACACAAAUGAUCAGUUACCCCUAUAUAGCUACACGGUGCAGAGUGACUUAUCAUCGAUAUAUUUAUGUACCAAGUUGUUAUAGUAAAAGUUUGUUUUGUUUCCCGGGAUAAGAUUGGGGAAACACAGCAUUUGUCGACUUCCGGAGUAUCUAUAUAAAAAAAAUCUUGAUAUAAACAAUUGUGUAUUAUAUUCAUAGUCACUUUAAAUACAAAUCUAACAACUUGUCGUUGUGACUUAGCGGACGGAAUAUUUAUUAGUCUACAACGGGAUAUUACAAAAACGUACAUAUAACACGGAUUUGAAUAAAACUUCCGUGCUUAUAAUGAGGCUAGAAAAACAACGUGCAAGUUUGCUAAUUCAAAAGUGACAAAUUAAGAAAUUAAGUGGAAUAAAGAAAGAUUAUUGCCGAUAUAGUCAAUGCAUCUUUAUGUUCCAGAUGAUUCGUUUUUAACAACCAAUAAAAACAUUCAUAAUUAUGUGUGUGUAAUUUAGCACUGAAGUGUUUAUAUUCAUUUAAAAAGUUAAAACAUAUAUGACAAUUUUCUUGAUUUUUACAUCACAGCGCUUUAAUCAUUCGAUUUGGGUUCGACUAACUUAUAUUUAAUAUAUUCGGAACACCUUGCUGAUUAUAAAUAAUCCUUAUAAUUAUCCGAAGUUCAGCGGAAAAGUGCCGGAACGUUGGCUGACAUGUAUUUGAAUGAACUGUAUUGUUAUGCUAUCAUGUUAAAUAUGAUUUAAUCAAAAUUAAAAUUUUAAUGAGA
Messenger RNA from Ruditapes philippinarum (Manila clam), 2395 nucleotides. RefSeq names its product rho-related protein rac1B-like. The transcript has 12 exons. The record is from RefSeq and is a predicted model, not a curated record. Gene Ontology annotation, molecular function: protein kinase binding; GTP binding; GTPase activity. NCBI's taxonomy places the organism in Eukaryota, Metazoa, Mollusca, Bivalvia, Venerida, Veneridae. The coding region runs from base 108 to 1265 and encodes 385 amino acids. Gene Ontology annotation, biological process: small GTPase-mediated signal transduction; regulation of cell shape; actin filament organization. Gene Ontology annotation, cellular component: cell cortex; cytoplasmic vesicle; cytoskeleton.